Aureococcus anophagefferens is the source of this 4917-nucleotide messenger RNA. RefSeq lists its product as hypothetical. The transcript is spliced from 5 exons. The coding region runs from base 1 to 4917 and encodes 1638 amino acids. The record is from RefSeq and is a predicted model, not a curated record. Lineage: Eukaryota; Pelagophyceae; Pelagomonadales; Pelagomonadaceae.
AUGGGCUUCUCAAUUUCAAGGCAGGCGGCGACGCUAUUGCUGCUGCUCGCGAUCUGCGGCGCAGAUGUCGUGACGCUGACGCACCGCAACGCGUCCCUGGCGACGCGGCCGGCGACGCUGACGCUCGUGCUCGUCGGCGCGGCGGACCAGAGCGACGAGCGGCGCGCGGCGUUCCGCGAGGCGGCGGCGCUGGCGCGCGCAGCCUUCGAGUCCGAGGGUCCGAGCUGGACCGAGGCCGUCGAGGGCGGCGAGGCCUACGCGACCUACGCCCAGCCGCGGCCCCUCUUCGCGGAGACGGCGGCGGGCGACGCGGGCCUCUUCGGCGGCGUGCCCGGGCUCGACGUCGACGCGGGCGCGGUCGCCGUGCUCCUGCCGCGCCAUGUGCCGGGCGUCUACGGCGGCGCCGACCUCGACGCGGCGGCCCUCGCGGCCUUCGCGGGCCGCGUCUGGGGCGACGGCUUCGCGGCGCACCUCGAAUCGGAGGCGGACGUCGCCGCGUUCGUCGACGCCGCGGGCGCCGGCGGCGCCAUCGCCGUCUUCGGCGCGGCGGGACACCACGUCGCGGACUUCCUCGCGACGGCCAAGUACACGGCGCAGCAGCAGGCGACCGUCGCCGGGCCGCCCAUGCGCUGGGCGCUGUGCGCGGGCGCCGCGGUCGCCGCGUGCGGCGUCGGCGCCGGCGACGCGCCGCGCGCGUACCGGCGGAGCGCGCGCAUGGCCGCCGACGGCGGCGACCCGAACCCCCUCGACGCGACCUUCGACUUUUCGCGCCUCGCGGGCCGCGACGGGACGUGGGCGCGCGCGUUCAACAACUGGGCGCAGGCGCUUGCGCUGCCGCCCGCGUUCGCGCUCAGCGAGGCCUGGCUGCCGCACCUCCAGCGGUCGCUCUGCCCCGUGCUCGUCGUCGCCGGCUCCGCGGCCGUCGCCAUCGACCCGGCGACGACGACGCUGCCCCGGGUCACCGAGGAGCUGCUGAAGACGCUCCACGGCGCCGCGCGCGACCUCCGGGGCUACCUGCCCCUCGUGCUCGCGACGGCCGCGGGCAACGACGAGGCCUACGAGCGGCUGGGCUGGUUCGCCCACGCCGGCGGCGCGGACGUCGCCGUCGUCGUCCUCGCGAGCUGGAACGCGCCGCGCGACGUCCGCCGCCUCGCGGACGACGAGACCCUCCUCGCGAGGCACGUCCAGCGCCUCGCGCGCGCGGGCGCCGCGGACGCCGUCGGCGCGGGCCUCGACGGGCCGCUGCUCGCCGACUUCGCCGAGGCGUCCCUGCGGGGCGAGCUCCCGCACGCGCCGCGGUCCGCGGCGCCGGCGCCCCGCGUCGCGGGCAAGGCGGACCGGCUCAACGGCGCGGGCCUCGCGGCGCUCGACGAGUCCCAGCACGUCGCCCUCGUGCUCUACACGUCGUCGGCCUGCGCGGGCAACGGCCUCUGCGACGCGAUCCUCAAGGGCUGGGACGACCUCGCGGCGGCCUACGCGGAACCGCUCGCGGGCAACGCGACCGUCGCGACGCUCGACGUCGACGAAAACGACGCGCCGCGCAAGUUCGACCUCGGCGUGCUGCCCGCCGUCUUCUACCUCGCCCCGGGCCGCCACGACGCGCCCGUGCAGCUCCCGUCGCGGAGGGACGUCCACGCGACCUUCGCGCCCAACUUCGACCGCCUCGUGCAGUCGACGUCCUCGGAGCGAUCGACGUCCGCCGCGUCGCCCGCGUCGACCCAGUCCUCGUCGAGCUCCGUGUCGCCGCCGGGGCUCGGCGGCGACGUCGUGCCGCGGAGCGGCGACGGCUCCGGCGACGGCUCGCGGCGCCGCGGCGCGAGCAUGCGGUUGACGCGCGGCGCUGCCACGCGCUUCUCGACCGCCAUGCCCGACAGGAAGCGGCUGAGCACGCUCUUCUUCGGCAGCGUCUUGCGGCGCGUCAUAUCAUUUCGGCCGAAGUCGUGCGACAACAAGGCCCGCUACAUCCCCGCGCAGAAUAGCAUCCAGCCCCUGGGCGCGGAGGCCGCCGUCCGCCACGGCGCCACGCAUCUGCCGUCGCCGCGGCCGAUGAGCUCGGGCGACUCGGGGCUCCACGAGAUGAUCCCCAUGGCGCCCGAGCCGGCGUCGGCGCGCGACGCGCUCCGGGAGCAGCUCGCGGCGCGCGACCGGGCGCGCGCGGCGCUCUUCGGCGCCGCGGCCGCGGCCGAGGCCGUCGAGGAGGAGGCCGUGCCCGAGGACGCCGCGGCGAGCCGCGCGUCGCUCAUGGAGGCGUUCGCGGCGCGCGACCGCGAGCGCGCGGACCUCGUGAAGAUCCUGAGCCCCGGCAAGGGCGGCGGCGGCGGCGCCGAGGCGGACGCGGACGCGGCCGCGCGGCGCGAGGCCAGGCGCGCGCGCGAGGCGGACCGCCAGCGGCGCAAGGAGGAGAAGCGCCGCCGCGAGCGCCGCGAGGCCGCCAAGGUCGCCGCGGCCGCCAACGUCGCCGCGGAGCGCUCCGACGACCUGCUCCGGUCGAAGCGCGAACGGAAGAGCCAGGCGUCGCUGAACAGCGCGCGCGGCGCCGCGCCGCUGAACAGCGCGCGGGGCGACGCGCCGCUGAAAAGCGCGCGGGGCGACGCGCCGCCGAGGAGCGCGCGGGGCGCCGCGCCGCUCCGGAGCGCGCGCGGCGACCCCCCGCUCCGGAGCGCGCGCGGCGACCCCCCGCUCCGGAGCGCGCGGGGCGACGCGCCGCGGCGGCCCGACUCCCGGGAGGUGCUGAGCGCGCGCAACGACGUCGAGCGCGCGGAGCUCUGGCGCGAGCUCGGCGACUACGCGAACGCGAUCCGCUCCGCCAAGGACGCGGACGGCGCGCCCACGGUCCGGUUCCCCGAGAACUACGACGAGGUCGUCAAGCUCAUGAACCGGCGGGACCUCGGGGAGGGCGGCGACGCCGCGGGCCGGUCCUGGGCCGCGAGCUCGCUCCGGGCCGGCGUCGGCCGCGCGUGCGGCUCCGGAGACCUCUCGCGGUACAAGGGCGUCCUCGACGACGGCGUGCAGGAGGAGCGGAUGGUCCUGGGCCUCGCGACCAUCGAGCGCCUCGACCGCGAGCUGCGGCGCGUCCAGGCCAAGGCGCGCGCGGUGCGGGAUCUGGGCGCCCUCGCGGCGGCGUCGCAGCCGCCGCGGCUCGACGACGCGCAUCUCGCGGGCGACGCCACCGACGGCCCCGGCACGGCGCGGUCCCUGGCGUCGUCGGCGUCCGACGCCGUCUUCCUCACGGAGAAGCGGCCCCGGUCGAAGCGGUCGCGGUUCCGGGACCGGAACCGCGCGAUGUCGCCGCCGAAAGAAGACGAGAAGCCGGCGACGGACUUCGAGCUCGCGGCCUACGGCGGCGACGAAGACGAGCUCCGGCGAUUGGCGGACGUCGACGCGCAGCUCCGGGCCCUGGGCCGCGCGGACGUCGUCGGCGCGACGAUCCCCGGCGCCGCGGACCGCGCGAAGCUCGUCGCCGAGCGGUCGCCGCGCGGGGCCCCGGCCGCCGGCGCGGACGACUACCUCGCGGCCGCGCGCGCGGACCGCGCGGCGUCGCGGCGCGAGCUCGACGUCGACAAGCGCCUCGCGGCGGCCCGCGGCGCGCCGCUCGUCGUGCUGGACGACGACGACAGCGACGGCGACGCGCCGGCGACGGCCGUGCGCCUCGGGGACGUCGCGCGGCUCGUCGACGACCUCGCCGCGGGCGCCGGCGAGGCCGCGAGCCGGGAGCGCCUCGACGCCCUCCUCGCGGCCAUGGGGCCCGCCAUCGCCACGGCCGCGGCCGUGCGCGACGAGCGGCGGCGGCGCCGCGCGGGCGGCGGCGACGAGAACGACGCGCCGCCGCCGCGGGCCCCGCCGGCGACCUUCGGCGUGUCGGCGCCGGCGGACGCGCCGCGGUCCGCGAAGAAGCGCAGGGCGAAGCGGCCCAAGGCCCGGGCCUUCGGCGAGCUCGCGGACGCGCUCCUCGAGUCCGCGCUCCGCACGAAGUCGGCCCUCGGCCAGGCCGACGACGCCAUCAAGCGGAGCCUCGCGUCCAAGGACGUCGGGGCCGCCUUCUUCGACGACGACGGCGACGUCGGCGCCCUCGAGCCGCCCGACGACGCCGGCCGCCGCGGCGCGGCGCAGGAGCCGGCGCUCGUCGCCGCGGCGCUCGAGCGCCACUCCUUCGCGGUCAUCGCGCUGGGCGAGCGCGACGCGCGCGCCGUGCGGGACUGCGCCGCAUCCGCGCGGGAGUUCUUCCAGUCGACGCCCGACGGCGGCAAGGCGCGGCUGCGCCAAAGCUUCGCGGACGCCGGCGGCGAGGGCCUCGUGGGCUACAACCGCCCGCACGCGGCCAAGGAGGUCGUGCGCGUCCGCCGCGGCUGCCACGACGCCGUGCCGCGCUGCCCCGUGUCGCUGCGCGGCCGCGUGCUCGGCGCGUUCGACGUGCUGGAGCGCGUCGCGGUCUGCGCGUGGCGCGCGGCGCGAGCGGCCGCCGCGCCGGACUGCGCGGAGGACGAGCUCGGGCUCGUCGUCGGCCCCGGGUCGGAGGCCAUCUCCAGCUCGCCCUUCGACCUCAUGUACUACCCGAACGACGCCGCGGCCGCGGCCGAGCCCAACAGCACGCCCCACGUCGACAGCCCGGGCCUCGUCACGGCGAUCCCCGUCGCCGGGACGCCGGGCCUGCGCGUCCGCGACCGCGCGACGGGCGACGUCGUCGAGGCGGAGCGGCGCUACCGGCCCCACGCCGACGUCGUCGUCUUCGUCGACGCGGCGCUCCAGGCCCUCUCCCGGGGGCGGCUCCGCGCCUGCACGCACGACGUCGCCAAGGGGCCGGCGCCGCGGCUCUCGCUCGUCUACGAGCUCCGGCCGGCCAUGGCCGUCGCCGCGGCGAUCCUCGCGCCCCAGGGGCGGAAGCGGCGGCGCGCGCCAGACCCGCCGCCGGGCGACUAG